Cyprinus carpio (common carp) is the source of this 1017-nucleotide messenger RNA. Its product is annotated as vitelline membrane outer layer protein 1-like. The record is from RefSeq and is a predicted model, not a curated record. NCBI's taxonomy places the organism in Eukaryota, Metazoa, Chordata, Actinopteri, Cypriniformes, Cyprinidae.
AUUCUGCAGACAGACUGCAGUUGAUCAGGUUUUCUGUUCUGGAUUUGAAGAAACUAUUGUUCCUUUGGGCAGUUUUACUGAACCUGGAUCAGUUUUCGGUGUAUAAAUCAAACAGAAUUAAUUUCAUCAGUAUUUUUUAUCGAUCAGGCCAGAGCUCCAGCAAUGCAUCACUUAAUUUCUUUACUGUUAGUCAUUAUUGGGCUGCAUUUGAGCAUUCAGACAUUUGUAAUGGAUUCUGAUCCAGACAUCAACAGAAAAAACAGAUGGUGGCUGAAAGUGUACUAUGCAACGAACUGGGGCUCAUGGGGGUCUAAGGACAUCUGUCCAAAUGGAACGUAUGCUGCAGGGUUCAGUCUAAAGGUGGAACAACUUUCCCAUGGCUUUUGGGGUGAUAACACUGCACUCAAUGGGAUUCGCCUUCACUGCAUCGAUCCGUCUAAGGGCUUAUCAAGCUCAUAUGAGAACUAUGCCACAGUUCAGUCAGAAGUAGGAAGCUGGGGUCAGUGGACAGAAAUCAAAUGGUGUCCUUCUGGAUUAUUGACAGCUUUCCAGCUGAGAGUUGAAUCUUCCCAAGGAAUUGAAGACGACACUGCCGCAAACAACAUCAGAUUCAGAUGCAGUCAAGGGUCUUUGCUGGAGGGUGACGGCACAAACUGGGGCGAGUGGGGCGGCUGGAGCUCAACAUGUAAAGGAAAAGCGAUUUGUGGCAUCUGGACACAGGUAGAAGCGCCACAGGGAAUGAGAGACGACACCGCUCUCAAUGACGCGAGCAUGUUAUGCUGCGAUUAAGGCGAAAGAGGACGAUAACUGAUCGAAUGCAAUGAUGAGCUAACAAAACUGUAGUAUUACACUGUUCAUGUAAGUGAAAGUGCAUAUUCAGCUGGUCAUUAUCACAAAAUAAAAUUCUAACAGGAUGAUCAAGACCCUAAAUAAAGCCAAGGUUGACUGGAUCAUCUCACUUGUUUUUUUUUUUUUUUUGUGCCAAAUAUCAGCAUUAAAGUGUCUAUCUGAGAAGCA